Messenger RNA from Amoebophrya sp. A120, 3123 nucleotides. NCBI's taxonomy places the organism in Eukaryota, Dinophyceae, Syndiniales, Amoebophryaceae. The record is from the annotation of a GenBank genome assembly.
CGAGGAGAGCAGAGAUGAAUUCAGGGGGUAGAUACUUAGCUUCUUUUUAUCUAGAGUACCAAGGGGGGAAGAAAAAGAAUACCAAAGGAGGGAAGUAUAUAGUUAGAAAAUUUAUUGGUGGAAAAUAAAGAAUGCCAUCGCGAACCUGAUUCGCGAGCCUCGACGAGCUGUACCUCCGGGGACGCCGGCCGCGGCAUAAUCGAUCUUCAGCACGAAGGACUACGAGGUGGGGGAUCACGACCCACCAGCACGAGGACGAUAGUCGCUUCCGUCCUCGGGUAUUCUUCUAUCCUGGCGAAGCUGCUGCUGCUGCAAAUUUUCGCCGGUUUUGCGUCGCUCGGUGCUUUCUUUCUCAUCUUCGCGCAGGAUUUCCUUGUCGCGCCACUGGUCACGGGACUCGAGAACGUGGUGGUGAAACACGACGUAUCAAAUGUAAAAAUGUCUGGGUCUGGAAGAGUGAGCGAUUUGUCACGCAGCUUUUCCAUGACCCAUGAGGUCUGGAAUGCAGGACCUAGCAUGACAGAUUCUGCGCGAUCUCUCUCAUGCUUAUCCUGCAUGAGAAACUCCCUCCCGACUUGGUCAAAACUGGACGACUUUUGGUAAUCAUGCAACACAGAUUCGUGCUUGCUUCAGAUUUAGCAUGACAAGUUGCAUUCUUCCAGACCCAGACAUUUUUACAUUUGAUACGACGCCGGAGUGCGAAGAGGAUGCCGCCGCUACCGACGUGGACUACACCGACGAGGCCGCGGCCGCACUGGGCCGAAGCAAAAAUACGUUCGAAACCGCAACUCCCUCCGCGUUCCAGGUGAAGCAAAAGCAAGCGAUUGCAGCAGAUGAUGAGAUGAAAACUACUACCUCCUCCGCUGUUUCUGUUCCCUCGAAAAAUACCAAACAUCGCCCCUCGGUGCCGCCAGUGGGCUUUUUUCAGCUGUCCGCGCCGGGCGAUGAUCCGCAAUUUGUCGAGGAUCUGGGCAUGUACGGACAGUACGAACGGCGCCUGUCGACGCAGGUGGCGAACGCCACCAAGUGGGGGCACAUCAAGCAGGCCACCACGGCGGCCGCAAAGGACGAUGAUACGCAAUUUGUCGAGGAUCUGGGCAUCUACGCACAGUACGAACGGCGCCUGUCGACGCAGGUGGCGAACGCCACCCACUGGAAGGACGUCAAGGUCACUUUCGAUGAUCCGCAAUUUGUCGAGGAUCUGAGCAACUACACCAAGUACGAGCAGCGCCUGUCGACGCAGGUGGCGAACGCCACCAAGUGGGAGCACAUCAAGGCCACCAUGGCGGCCGCCCCAGACAUGCCCCCAAAGCUUGUGUUGAAGUUCGUGGAGUCCGACCACACGCCGGAUUUGCUGCUGACGAAGGCCGAGCUGCCCGCUGCCUGGCAAAGCAUGUUCAACUCGACGGAGCUCGCGGAGGCGGGUGUGGGUGUGACCCCGUCCUGCUUCGGAACCUGCUGUUCGGCCGCGUAUCAAAUGCAAAAAUGUCUGCGUCUGGAAGAGUGCCAGACUUGUCACGCAGAUUUUCCAUGACCCAUGACGCCUGUAAUGCAUAACCUGGCAUCACAGAUUUUUACCAGCCUUUCUGAUGCCUAUCCCGCAUGAGAAACGCCCUCUCCAUAUAGUACAAACUUGACCCCUCUUGCUGAUCAUGCAGAUAGAAUGCAGAGACAGUAUCACAAGGUGCAAUCUUCCAGACCCAGACAUAUUUGCGUUUGAUACCGCGUACCAGACCACGACGACGUCGGGCGAGGACAAGUCUGCACUCUUCGACCGACCGUGGUAUCAAUUGCAAAUAUGUCUGGGUCUGGAACUAGAGUGCAAACUUGUAAUGCAGGUUUUCCAUGACCCACGAGGUCUGGAGUGCGGGACCUAGCGUGCCAGGCUCUGUGAGCUCUCUAUCAUGCCUACCCUGCACGAGAAACUCCCUCCCAACUUAGUCGAAAGUGGACAGCUUUUGGCACUCAUGCAACAGAGAUUUCAUCCCCCAAGGCAGCGGGAUUUCAUCCCCCAAGGCAGCGAUAGUGGUUGACGAGGGGUUCAAAGACUCAUGCAACACAGAUUUUUGCAUGAUUCAGAUUUAGCAAAAUGACGAGCUGCAAUCUUCCAGACCCAGACAACAUAUUUGCAGUUGAUACGCAGGACGAAGAGACGACAUCCAGCGACGUGGAAGACGAAGACGCGUGGCGUAUCCUGUGUAAAAACGUCCCCACCCCAGAGUCAAGAUGGGAAAUCUGCUAGACAAAUCAGCCAACUUUGGCUGUUGCUCAUGACAAGUCUGGCCUCGUGGUGUAAUCCUGAUCAGCUUGCUCAGCGGCAUCACAGAUCUCGCGCAUUAUGCUGAUUGGAGCAAUAGAAAUCUGAAAACACGACGAGAAAUAAACGCUUGCCAUAGGGGUUCGCAUCAGAAACAUUUUCAUCAUGCAGCCUUGCAUUAGAAAUAUGGUGUGGGGACGUUUUUACAUAGGAUAUGGCAGUUUGGGAUCGCGUUGAAAAUAUCCUGUGCAAAAGUAUCGUACUCGUAGUAAUUGCAGCCAUGCAUUGCAAAUUUUUUUCCAAAGGUAAAUUUUCUUUCUUAUGCUGAGGGAAUUUGUGAUGCACUUAUACGAGUGCGAUACCUUUGCAAUGCAUAGAAAAAGCGCAAGCAUGCUAAGCGGCCGAAGGAAAAUCUGGCGGAGGCCGUGACGGCGACGGGAUUAUCUGUUUGGAACAGCCUGGCUAAGGCUUGCGGGUGCGAAGAACAUCUUUACGGAUUAUAGUUCUUGUAGAAACUGGUAAAAUCUAGCUCAGGGUGUUUGAGCAGGGUAAAGACGUGUAGUUAUUUUCACGUCAGAGAGGCGACCGCACUUCUCUUUCCUAGUCGUAGUCGACGUGUGCCAGAUUGCGAAAAGAAGAAAGAUGAGCACACAACUUUAACUUUUGUCGUCCUGAGGAGAUCCGAAUUUUUUUUCCACCAAAUCAUGAAACUCUUCAAAAAGCUUCACGACAAGAACUCCAGUCUGUAGGCUGCAGGCGUGCGAAGAUUAUGUUCCAUAAUUGAUUAUGCUCAGCGUCAGCCUCAGCACACAAACGCAGCGUGCGUGCAGUUGUCCUGCGUCUUCGCUCUGGUUUUCAUCGAAAAU